AUGGACUCGUCAAGGGAAAUUGGUCCCAACGCAGUACCGGGCUUCUGCAGUGUAUAUGUGGCAAAUAUACCUCCCUCGGUAGAUAGUGUAAAGUUAAAAGUUUUUUUUUCUUCUGCUGGAAAGGUUCUUCAUGUCAAACUUCUGCUGGACAUCGCAACAGGCAUGUCGCGCGGGGUUGCUUUUAUUAUGUUUGAGAACAUUUAUGUUGCGAAAAGAGUUUGUGAAAUCAUGAAUCGUGCGGUUUUGGAUGGAAGUGUGCUUCAGGUAAGGCUUUCUGAGAGAAGUACCGGAAAUUCCUGUGUUAAUUCUCAUGUCAACACAAACAUUGUUUACAUACGUAACGUGCCUGGAAUUGUUGCUUUGAAAGAUAUGCAAAGCUAUUGUGAAUGCAAUUUUGGACCCGUGGUAAGCGCGUCGCUGCAUCCGCAAUCGUGUUUGCUUGGAGGACAAUCGCCCUAUAAUAUGGUCUUUGUGCAGUUUGUGCAUAUUUCUGAUGCGUGUCAAUGUGUGGAAUCAAUGGAUGGAAAGGCCCCUUUUCCAUUUCCUUAUUUGCCACAUCCUUUUGUUGUGGCAAAGAUGAUUGAGGAUGUGGAGGUUGAAAAACGGAAAUCCAUCAUUCUUCGCUCGCGCAAUCCGACGUCUAGCCCCACGUUGACGUACACACCAAUCCUGGCCCAGGGCAAGGUGACCCCUCCGGUGUACGUGGAUUCAACGGGUGUGAGUACAGUGAUUUGUGAUGCACCAUCUCGGUUUAUCGCCCCCGGACCUGUUGUUCCACUUGUUGUUGCAUAUCAGCACAGAGAAAACAAUCUCCAGUUUUUCCCUGCCUUGGUAAGUCCCCCUGAAGCGGCUCUUGCACCCCAGGCGUUUCUCCCCCCAGCACAUGACCCUCAACGGCUCUUCUUUGCUUCGAGCCACGGGUAUCCAAUGCUCCUGUGA
Molecule: messenger RNA, 939 nt
Organism: Trypanosoma rangeli
Lineage: Eukaryota; Euglenozoa; Kinetoplastea; Trypanosomatida; Trypanosomatidae
Product: RNA-binding protein
Exons: 1
Coding region: 1-939 (312 amino acids)
Biological process (GO): positive regulation of mRNA splicing, via spliceosome
Cellular component (GO): spliceosomal complex
Molecular function (GO): RNA binding
Source: RefSeq, a predicted model, not a curated record